UUUUGCAGAUUCAGUAAGAAGGCGUUGCUCCGUUUUGCAGUGGAAUCCUGAUUUUGCCACUCAACUUAUUGUUGCUUCAGAUGAAGAUAGCUCACCUUCAUUGAGGAUCUGGGAUAUGCGGAACACAAUGUCACCAUUGAAAGAGUUAUUGGGCCACACUAAAG
Messenger RNA from Ilex paraguariensis (yerba mate), 164 nucleotides. The record is from the annotation of a GenBank genome assembly. Lineage: Eukaryota; Viridiplantae; Streptophyta; Magnoliopsida; Aquifoliales; Aquifoliaceae.